AUGAUCUCAUACAAUGCUCGUAACCAGAGGAUAGAAGCCUGGGUCAACGCGGCCACCGAAGAAAGCGAAGACGCCGCCCCCACAGACCCCGAAGCCCGCGACCUGCAUGACCAGGAGAAAGCCCAGCGAAUCGAACAUGAGGAUCUGUGUCGUGAGAAUAAGCAGACCUACAAGGGCCGCGUUUUGCUAUGGCUCGCCCUCCAGAGUACCGGUGUCGUCUAUGGUGACAUUGGCACCAGCCCUCUCUACGUCUUCAGCUCGACCUUUACCGAACAACCAUCAUGGCAAGACCUCGUGGGCGCCCUGUCAAUAAUCAUCUGGUCGCUCACCCUCAUCGUGACUGUCAAGUACUGCUUCAUUGUGCUGUCAGCCGAUGAUGACGGCCAGGGAGGCACCUUUGCCGUCUACUCGUUGCUAGCCCGAUAUGCCAACAUUGUCCGAACCGACCCCAGCGGCCCCGAGAGGAUUGUGGUGCGCCUGGAUCGCGAAACUGGCGCCGAAUUGCCGCCAGCUGGGAGGAUAGUACGAGACUUUCUCGAAAGGAGUCGAACCGCAAAGGCGGUUCUCAAGAUGGUCGGCAUCCUGGGAGUCGCUAUGGUCAUGGCCGACAGCGUCUUGACACCCGCCCAGUCCGUACUGGGUGCCAUCCAAGGCAUUCAAGUUGUGAGGCCUGAUCUGGGAAGGUCUGCCAUCGUGGGAAUCAGCUGUGCGAUACUCGUCUUCCUCUUCCUGCUGCAACCGCUCGGCACAUCCAAGAUUGGUACGACAUUUGCGCCAGUGGUCAUGGUCUGGCUCUUCUUCAACUUUGCCGUCGGCAUUGUCAAUCUCGUUCGAUACGACCAUACCGUGCUCAAGGCCUUCAGUCCGCACUACGCCUUUACAUAUUUGAUCCGAAACGACUCGAACGGCUGGAAGUCCCUGGGUGGGUUGCUGCUGGCAUUCACAGGAGUCGAAUCUCUCUUUGCAGACCUGGGCGCCUUUGGGAAAAAAGCUAUCCAGCUCUCCUGGCUGGUUCUAGCAUACCCUUGCCUGCUUAUCACAUACUGCGGCCAAGCUGCCUUUAUCGCCCGCGACGAGGAGGAGACGGCCUUCACGAACCCUUUUUUCCGUACGGUGCCUGAAGGCAGCUUCUAUUUCAGCCUGAUCAUUGCGAUUCUUGCAGCCAUUGUUGCAAGCCAGGCCUUGAUUACCAGUUCAUUCCAGCUCAUCUCACAGCUUAUGAGGCUGAGCUACUUCCCACAUAUCAAGACAUUUGGGCCAUGCUUAUGGCGCCUGCGUCAUUCUCGUCACGUUUAUCACGACUUCGCUGCAAUGAACAAGGUACCAGAUGGUGGUUGGUUCGCCAUCGUGCUAUCGUUUAUCCUUUCAACCGUCUUCAUACUCUGGCGAUGGGGCAAGGAGCAACAAUGGGAGGCGGAAAUGAAGGAUAUGAUAGAUCCUGCCGACUUUCUGCUUUCGUCCCGCAGCACCUCUCGCAACAACUCGAUUGCUAGAGAAGCGGGAGAUAGUUCGAUCCGUUCGGUCCGUCUUCGACUUGCCCCCGAGUAUGGAGGCGGAAGCAUCACGCCGGCCCCAGGUCUCGGCAUCUUCUUCGACAAGGUUGGCGGCAGCGGCGAUCACAUCCCAAAAGUGUUUACACAAUUCAUCCGAAAAUUCCAGACUCGGCCGCAGGUUAUUGUCUUUUUCCACAUGCGGCCCUUGUCUCAACCCACAGUGCCCUACGACCAACGAUUCGUCAUUUCCCGAGUCACGACCAAGAUCCCCUCCUGCUAUCAAAUUGUGCUGCGACAUGGUUACAUGGACGACAUUCUUACACCAAACCUGGCCCGUAUCAUCGUGAAUGAGCUUAUGACGUUCAUCACGAGGGGUCCGUUCCCACCAGAUGAAAGCGACUUGCCCCCAGAUGUACGAGAUGAGCUGGAUGCCCUCCGUUCUGCGGAGGAGGCCCAAACAGUAUAUCUCAUGGGCAAGCAAACGAUGCGAGUGCACAAACGAGAGAAACGAACACUCAAGAACAUUUGCCGACGCGUGGCGCUUGAAGCAUUCUUGUGGAUCAGAGAGAAUUCGAGGACCAAGCUGGCCAACCUAGACAUUGACCCCGACAGUCUCGUCGAGGUGGGCUUUGUAAAGGAGAUUUAAGGGAGGGCGACUGUAUAUUUUUUUUAUGAAGCGAUACCCGGCAUACACCACGGAUAAAGAAGAAGCUGGAGUUUUUGGAUUUUGUUUUCUUUAUUUCCAUUGUUUCUUUCUGGGCAGGGCAUCUGAGCAACAAAAAAAAACACCCAAAAGGCGCUUUGUCGGUUUUAUAUCUUGGAUCUAUGGUUGGUUGGUUUGGGAGGCUAAACUGAAGAUUAUCUAUAUUGUUUGGGAACUUUGGGCAGCGUCGAUGAUGUUUAUGAAUCUCUCCACUUCGAUCCUGUCGCCGGGGUCGCUCUUGCUUAGAUAGUACGGAAGGGGUUGAUAUACCCAAAAAGCAAUUGCAAUUGAAACG
Molecule: messenger RNA, 2491 nt
Organism: Fusarium vanettenii 77-13-4
Lineage: Eukaryota; Fungi; Ascomycota; Sordariomycetes; Hypocreales; Nectriaceae
Exons: 4
Coding region: 1-2139 (712 amino acids)
Biological process (GO): potassium ion transmembrane transport
Cellular component (GO): membrane
Molecular function (GO): potassium ion transmembrane transporter activity
Source: RefSeq, a predicted model, not a curated record